Molecule: messenger RNA, 2040 nt
Organism: Ostreobium quekettii
Lineage: Eukaryota; Viridiplantae; Chlorophyta; Ulvophyceae; Bryopsidales; Ostreobiaceae
Source: the annotation of a GenBank genome assembly
AUGGUUUUACCACGCGCCCUCACCUUCAUGCGACACAGUGCCGCGCGAGGGGUCGCGGGCUCCCUUCGCGCAACAGCGGCCGCGGACGCCGCUGUCCGUCAGACAUCCACCCUCGCCAGGAUGGAGGAUGGCAGGGCGCCGCCCAAGCGCCGCCGCCGCCCACCCCCUUCCGCGCCACAGCGAGCGGCGCCGGCACCGGCGUACAAUCCUCUGCAACAAGAUUCCAACGGGUACGCCCGGCCGCCGAUCGCCAACGGGGCUAGCCCGCAGGGCAUGAUGAACGGGGGGGCGGCGUCGCGGACGUCCUCCACGACGAGGUCGGCCCUGACGUCGGUGCGCUUCGCGGACCUGGGGAUCUCGGCGCCCCUGCUGCGCGCCAUCACCGAGGUGUUCGGGUACGAGGAGGCGACGGAGGUGCAGGCGGAGAGCAUACCGGUGUCGAUGACCGGAAGGGAUCUCCUGGUGAAGGCCAAGACGGGCACCGGCAAGACGAUCGCGUUCGUGCUGCCGGCGCUGGAGCGCGUCCGCGCACGUGGCCGGAGCAGCAAGGCCGACGGCGUGUCGAUACUCGUGAUCUCGCCCACGCGCGAGCUCGCGAUGCAGAUAUGCGAGGAGGCGCGGAUGCUUUCCAGAUUCCUGCCGGGCGUCGCAGUGCAGGCCGUGGUUGGCGGCACCAACGUGCGGACCGACGUGGCCAAGUUCCAGCGGGAGAUGCCCACCCUCCUGGUGGCCACCCCGGGGCGCCUCCAAGACCAUCUUUCCACGCCGUCGUCGGGGCUCUUGAGCGGCCUUUCGCGUCUGGGCACGCUCGUCCUGGACGAAGCCGACCGGCUGCUGGACAUGGGCUUCCGGCCGGAUCUCGAGCGCAUUCUCGCCCAGCUCCCGCCCACGUCGGAGAGGCAGACGCUGCUGUUCAGCGCCACCAUGCCCGCCGAUGUGCGAGACAUGGUCCGCCUGGCGCUGAAGCCGGACGCGGCAGUUGUCGACUGCGUGGGCGAGGAGGUGGCCACGCACGAGCGGGUGGAGCAGCGCCUGGUCGUGACGCCGCAGGAGGGCCAGAUCCCCGCGCUGGCCUGCUGCCUUGCGGAGAUGAUGCGCGUGCCCGAUUACAAGAUCCUCGUCUUUUUCGGGACCGCGCGGCAGACGCAGCUGCACGCUGAGCUGUGGUGCGUGAUGGAGGGGGGCCACCCGGUGCUGGAGAUCCACUCGCGGAAGUCGCAGGGACACAGGAAUAAGGCCAGCGACUUCUUCCGGAACAACAGCAACACCAUCAUGUUCUCGUCUGACGUCACCGCGAGGGGGAUGGACUUCCCGGACGUGACUGGCAUUGUGCAGGUGGGACGGCCGGCAGACCGGGACCAGUACAUACACCGUCUGGGAAGGACGGGGAGAGGCAGUGGCGCGGUGGGAAAGGGCGUCCUGUUGCUGACUGACUGGGAGGCGGCGAGCUUCACUCGCCUGUUGGGAGAUCUUCCCGUGAGCGUGGCAGAUGGGUACCCAAGAGCGGAUCUGGAUGCUAACUCGGCAAGGAUGUCGGCGGGCUUUAGGUCAGUGUCGCGCCAGACGAAGCAGCAGGCCUACCAAGCCACGCUUGGCUACUACGCCCAAUACAUCAAGGCUCUGGGGCGCGAUUGGACAAAGGAGCGACUUGUGAGUGUAAUUAACGAUUACUAUCUCAACAUAAUUGGAGAAGAUGAGGUCCCUGCGCUGCGUGCGAGCACUGUCUCAAAGAUGGGGAUGAAGGGCGUGGUGGGAAUACGAGUCGAGCGAGGCGGUGGAGGUGGGGGCAGGAGUGGCAAUAGGGGCGCAGGAUCAAGUGGAAGGCAACACGCAGUUGGUGGUGGCGGUUCUGAUGGAAAUGCUGGCAGAGGACGCCCAGCAAGUGAGAAUGGCCGUCGCCGACCGCUGAGUGCUGCAGGGCCAUCUGAUUAUAGCGGUCAUCAAGAGUACAGCACAGGUUUUGCCAGGGCACACCACCCAGGUGGCAGGGGUGGUGGUGGUAGUCGCCAAGGGGUGGGUCGUGGCAGGCCAGGCAGAUAG